AUGGCGCCCAGAAUACCAGCGCUGAGCGCAAACUUAUGCCUCCGCCCGGUCACGAAACCGACAGUCCCCAACUUCCUACCCAUCACGCAGACGGCAAACCUUUCGCAGCGCGAGAAGAAGCGCAAGGCUAAGCAACACCCGUAUGCCUGGGCUCAGGCGCAGCAACGCAAGAAUGCCAACUUGAAGCGCCAAGAGGAACUUAGGCAGGAGCGUCGAGUUGAAGGUGACAACGAUCCGGUCAGGGGCAGGACGACAGCCUUCCUCGAUUCACUCGAGAAUGGCGAAUCCGCUGCGGCCGGCGCUGGCAAGGGCCGGUCGAUGGCGGAGCGCCGCAACUUUCGACUCGCCGAUGCCGAGCUCAAGGAUGUCAUGCAGCAUGCGUACGUGCUGAACAAGCCCAUCCACCACAGUGUCGCGGACGGGACGGCCAUGAAGGGUACCGUGUUCCAUUCUGAGAAUGCGGAGGAGCUCUUUGCUGAGCACGAAAGGAAACACAACCGGGCUUCUGAGGCGUUGAAGCGUAUCACGGCCAUGGAGAAUGCGAACCAGAAGCAUCGUUACUAUCACAACGUCCAUCGCAUAGUCGAGGAGUUUGGCCGACACAAGACCGACAAGUCUUUGAAGAAGCUUCCGAAGAACGCCGAGCCGCCACAGGAAGCGAACAUGAAGGCCCGUGUCUUGUCUUCGAUCUGGGAUGCUAUGCGGCCCCUGAGCAUCCAGCCACCCCUGGUGAGGGCCGGCCCAGACACCGGCAGCUCGGAGGUGCAAAUUGGACUUCUCACUGCGAGGAUUAGGCGUCUCGACACUGUCCUAAAGUCCAACAGGGGCUACAAGGAUAUCCAGAACAAGCGGGCGCUGGAGAUGCUGGUCCACAAGCGACAGAAACUGCUCAAGUACAUGGAGCGCAAAGAAAGGGGCAGUGAGCGGUGGACAAACAUGCUUGACAAGCUUGGCUUGACCCCAGCGUCAUGGAAGGGCCAGAUCACGACAUAUGGGAGAAUUUAA
Molecule: messenger RNA, 1005 nt
Organism: Emericellopsis cladophorae
Lineage: Eukaryota; Fungi; Ascomycota; Sordariomycetes; Hypocreales; Bionectriaceae
Product: 30S ribosomal protein-like protein
Exons: 2
Coding region: 1-1005 (334 amino acids)
Biological process (GO): translation
Cellular component (GO): ribosome
Molecular function (GO): structural constituent of ribosome
Source: RefSeq, a predicted model, not a curated record